Molecule: messenger RNA, 2717 nt
Organism: Mus musculus (house mouse)
Lineage: Eukaryota; Metazoa; Chordata; Mammalia; Rodentia; Muridae
Gene: Macroh2a2
Product: macroH2A.2 histone
Exons: 10
Coding region: 882-1874 (330 amino acids)
Biological process (GO): establishment of protein localization to chromatin; brain development; nucleosome assembly
Cellular component (GO): nucleus; nucleoplasm; Barr body
Molecular function (GO): structural constituent of chromatin; RNA polymerase II transcription regulatory region sequence-specific DNA binding; transcription cis-regulatory region binding
Source: RefSeq, a predicted model, not a curated record
ACACGCGCCCAGUGUCACCUGAUACUGUCCACUGCACCGCCAUCACAAUGAAUUUUCCAGAAACUAAUACAAAAAAUUGCUUCUUUAGACACUCUCUUUGUGCUUAACCUCAAUAACCGUCGGGAGAUGGCAAAUUAACGCAAUCCAAUUUUUAAAUGAUGCCGGGGCACAUGGUCUUCAUCCACCAGGAAGCACAUCUGGAUCUCCAUCACUACUAGCGAAUCACCAGAAUAAAUUCUCGGUUCCUUCGGCGCCGUGCGCGACACAGUAACGUGUUUGGUAAUUUCAGAUCAGGGCUGCAUCCAACGUGGCUUGCUUUUUUUUUUUUUCGUUCACCUUCUCAUCCCGUAAUGGGCAGAUGAACGCCCACACCUCUUUCGCCCAGCAAAGGUGGGUCGAGCUAUCUGGAGCCUGUGGCUGGUGACCACAAGGCCUCCGUGCCGGGCUCUAGGGAAGCGGUGUCCUCGCAGCCGACAGCUCCGCGAACUGGCCCUGUGGUUCCACUGCAGAAGGACAAUAGCUCAUCAAGCCCCACGAAAGCCCCCGGACCCGUCGCGGAGCCUGGGCUGGCGGGGGAUGAGGCUGAGCGACUCCUCCUAGAGGUGGUUAUGUGGAGAAGGAGCAAUCCCUUCUCCCUCCUCCUCCUCCCCCCGCUACUAUCCGCGGCCCGGAGAACUGCCGCUUGCCGCCAUUGACACGCACAGAUACAACCCCAAGAAAGGCAGGGUCCUGCCCAGCACCGGCGGCACGCGGGCCGAACCUGCGGCCGGGAUUGGCGCGCACUAGGCCACCGGGCGCCCGGAGCCCGCGGUGCAGCACCAGUAUUGUGUAGGUGCCAAGAGACCACUCUGUCAGCAAGCUGAGAGGAAAAUCGAGGCAAGAUGUCAGGCCGGAGCGGGAAGAAGAAAAUGUCCAAGCUGUCCCGGUCAGCCAGGGCCGGCGUCAUCUUUCCAGUAGGCCGGUUGAUGCGCUACUUGAAAAAGGGAACCUUCAAGUACAGGAUCAGCGUAGGUGCUCCCGUCUACAUGGCUGCGGUCAUUGAGUACCUAGCAGCGGAAAUCCUGGAGUUGGCUGGGAACGCUGCGAGGGACAACAAGAAGGCACGGAUAGCCCCCAGACACAUCCUGCUGGCCGUUGCCAACGACGAGGAACUCAACCAGCUACUGAAAGGAGUGACUAUCGCCAGUGGGGGUGUCCUGCCGAGAAUCCACCCCGAACUGCUGGCCAAGAAGCGAGGGACCAAAGGCAAGUCAGAGACGAUCCUCUCCCCACCCCCAGAGAAAAGAGGAAGGAAGGCCGCAUCAGGCAAGAAGGGGGGUAAGAAAUCCAAGGCCACCAAGCCACGGACGUCCAAGAAGUCUAAAGCAAAGGACAGCGAUAAAGAAGGAACAUCAAAUUCCACCUCGGAGGAUGGGCCGGGAGAUGGCUUCACCAUCUUGUCUUCGAAGAGCCUCGUUCUGGGGCAGAAGCUAUCCCUGACCCAGAGUGACAUCAGCCAUAUUGGCUCCAUGAGGGUGGAGGGCAUCGUCCACCCAACCACAGCCGAGAUCGACCUCAAGGAAGAGAUAGGGAAAGCCUUGGAAAAGGCUGGGGGUAAAGAGUUCUUGGAAACAGUGAAGGAGCUUCGCAAGUCCCAAGGCCCUUUGGAAGUCGCUGAAGCUGCCGUCAGCCAAUCCAGUGGACUCGCAGCCAAAUUUGUCAUCCACUGUCACAUCCCCCAGUGGGGCUCCGACAAAUGUGAAGAACAGCUGGAAGAGACCAUCAAAAACUGCCUGUCUGCAGCAGAGGACAAGAAGCUUAAAUCCGUCGCCUUCCCACCGUUCCCCAGUGGCAGCAAACUUCUACCAACCCACCCUGCCAAGAGUAGCUGCUGAAGCCACCAUAGCAUGUUCAGAAACUGCUUCCCCAAACAGACGGCCGCCCAGGUGACCCUCAAGGCCAUCUCGGCUCACUUCGACGACUCGAGCUCGUCCUCGCUGAAGAAUGUGUACUUCCUGCUCUUCGACAGCGAGAGCAUCGGCAUCUACGUGCAGGAGAUGGCCAAACUGGACACCAAGUAGCUCUCUCCAGUGGCGGCGAAGGAGGAGGAUCGGCGUGACGUCACAAGAGCGGGGGUUUUAUUUUUUACAAGGAUUGCAGAAGGGUGACGGGGCAUGGGAGCGGAGGGUGGCUGAGAGGGUGAACGGAGGCAGCGGGAACAGGUCCUGCCUGCCUGGUGAAGGGGUCCGGUGCAUUUUAUAUUCUCUUUACAAAGGGCCUCUCUUCCACAGUUAACCAGGUCUCCACCAGGGCUUUCUUUCCAUGUGUUUUUCUUCUUGUUGUUUUAGAACUUUUUCAAAAACAAACAAGACAAACAAACAUAAAAAUAGGCCUUCUUUAGAUUUAUAGCAGUGACUUUUACACACUCUCACACACACACACACACACAAAAUCUGUUCACAGUUUCUGUGUCUUUGGGUUCCUCCUUUUUCCAAGAGAAAAGGAUGUGACUGCCCAUCCUAGGUAUACUGGCUGUCUCCCUCAGUGGAGAAGAUGAGAAGAACAUCUUGGGGUGCUUUUCUGUUAUAGGGUCCCCUCCCUGACGCCUAAAAUAUUUGUAACUACACCUAAAAGGGUUUUGCUUCGGGAUUUUUGUUUGUUCGGUUUUUUUGUUUUUUUAAAGAAAAAGAAAAAUGAGAAGAAAAAAAUAAAAGCUCCAGCGUCUUUCUUAUAACAUA